This is a messenger RNA of Funneliformis mosseae, 231 nucleotides long. The record is from the annotation of a GenBank genome assembly. Lineage: Eukaryota; Fungi; Glomeromycota; Glomeromycetes; Glomerales; Glomeraceae.
UUUUCAACCAACAAUUUUUAAAAAAGUAUCAAAAACUGCAAUAAAUCUUUGGAAAAAUCAAGGUGACGGAAGAUUAAGUGCUAAUAUUUUACUUACUCAACUUGGUUUAUAUCGAAAUCGUGAUUAUCCUUUUGAUGAUCCAUAUGUUGAAGCAAACGGCGUACUAGAACGACUUCAAGCAAUGGCACAAAUGCAUUCAUAUCUUGUAACAAAUGCAAAAUCAGAAUUAAA